Jaminaea rosea is the source of this 644-nucleotide messenger RNA. RefSeq names its product putative RPL11B-ribosomal protein L11. The coding region runs from base 10 to 534 and encodes 174 amino acids. Gene Ontology annotation, molecular function: structural constituent of ribosome; RNA binding. Lineage: Eukaryota; Fungi; Basidiomycota; Exobasidiomycetes; Microstromatales. Gene Ontology annotation, biological process: translation. The transcript has 3 exons. Gene Ontology annotation, cellular component: ribosome; cytosolic large ribosomal subunit. The record is from RefSeq and is a predicted model, not a curated record.
GCAGCAAAAAUGGCAGAGAAGAAGGCAGCCAACCCGAUGAAGGAGCUCCGCGUUGACAAGCUCGUGGUCAACAUCUCCGUCGGCGAGUCGGGCGACAGGCUCACCCGAGCCACCAAGGUCCUCGAGCAACUCACGGGCCAAUCCCCCGUAACCAGCAAGGCCCGCUACACCCUCCGUGGUUUCGGUAUUCGCCGUAACGAGAAGAUUGCUUGCCACGUCACUGUUCGUGGACCCAAGGCGGAGGAGAUCCUCGAGCGUGGACUCAAGGUCAAGGAGUACGAGCUCAGGCGUCGUAACUUCUCCGAGACCGGCAACUUCGGCUUCGGUAUCACGGAGCACAUCGACCUUGGCAUCAAGUACGACCCCAACAUCGGUAUCUUCGGCGCAGACUUCUACGUCGUCAUGACUCGCCCUGGAGCCCGCGUCGCACGUCGCAAGGAGCGCACCAGCCGUGUCGGUGCGCCCCACCGUGUCCGUCGUGAGGAGACGGCGCAGUGGUUCAAGUCGAGGUUCGACGGUAUCAUCAUGAAGUAGGCGGGCCCGUGGGGAGAACUGAGACGUCGUUGUUUCUUCUUCUCUUCCAUCCUUGUCUUGACCUCAACUCCAACCUGUACUUGUCGCACUUCACACCACAUCUCAUACUG